CACAAGCUUCAGAGAAAAAGACAGGAAGUACUGUGUGGGAGGGGAAUGGACACUUCUUACUGAGACCUACUGGGAUUAUCUCCUCCAAGACUGCUCAAAAUCAGCUGGUAGAAAAUGAAUUUCAGAUACUGAAUCACCGUGGAUUUGUGCUCAUCACAUUCAUCUCAUCUGGGAACCAGAAGCUAACAGGAUAAUGUCGAACAGAUAUUCAGACCCUGGAGUAGGUGAAAAAUCGUAUCUGCUGUUUGAGAAGACGAAAACUUCGGAAAUGAGACCGAGCUCAAAUUCCUUACAACGGAGAACUUUGGAAGCUAUCGAUAAUGGUUCCUACGUGCCAGAGCGGUCCCCCUCGCCAUCACCCGUAGAGGCUCACAGGGUUAUACUAAGCACGGAGAGCUUAGCCGCACUGAAGCUUGGAACCCAACAAGUGAUUCCAAAGAACUUGGCUAUAGCCACAAAGUCCAAGGUCCCUAGACACCACAGUUUUGCGGCAACACCAUUCAAUAAAGAAGCAGCCCGCAAUGAUCCAAAAAGGAUGUCUGCGCCAGAUAUGUUUCCAGAUGAUGACCUUGAUUAUGGUGGAAGCUUAAAAAGAAAUUUAAGAAACCAAUCUUACAGGGCUGCAAUGAAAGGAUUUAGAUCUGAAGAAGAUGAGCCUCAAAGGACUAUGUCCACCCUAAAGCCAGUGUUAGAAGAUCCAUCCGCUCCUCCUCCUCGGAGUCCUGGUAGAUCCAAGAAAACUUUCGGAAGAAAAACAAGGCAGAGACAAGCAGGCUCCUUUAAAGAUGAUCCUAGGCUGUACCAAGAUUACAGAGAGCGAGGUCUCAACUCCAACAACCAGGAGUCUGACGACGAUCUGCUCGAGGAAAACGCGGCCCCAGUACCAGAACCUGACGAUGCCAUCGUGGUUAAGAACUAUCGUCCUGCCCAACUUAUCUGGAGCCAGCUUCCUGAGGUACAAGAAACCGGAAUUCUGGAUAGAAUUUCACCAGAGGAACGCAAACGACAAGAGGCGAUAUUUGAAAUAAUUACCUCUGAAUACUCCUAUCAACACAGCGUGGAUAUCCUUGUCCGACUUUUUAAGAAAUCAGAGGAAUUGAGGGCAACCAUAACCGGCACUGAUCACCAUCACCUCUUCUCCAACAUUACAGACAUACUGGAAGUCAGCAAACGAUUUUUCGAUGACUUGGAGAAAAGACACAAAGACAACGCGUUCAUCCACGACAUAAGUGACAUUGUAGAGUAUCACGCCCUGAACCGCUUUCAGCCCUAUGUGAUUUAUUGCUCCAAUGAAGUAUAUCAGCAAAGGACUCUCCAAAGACUGCUAGCCUCAAAUGUAGCCUUUAAGGACGCUUUAAAGCAGAUUGAAAUUCUGCCAGAGUGCGGGGGAUUACCCAUGAUUUCAUUUCUCAUUCUUCCGAUGCAAAGGGUUACCCGUCUGCCGCUGCUCAUGGAUACUAUUUGUCAGAAAACAAUGGUAGACUCUCCAGAAUAUGAAGCAAAUACACGUGCGUUAAAAGCCAUCAGUAAGCUGGUUAAACAGUGCAAUGACGGGGCAAGAAAGAUGGAAAGAACCGAACAAAUGUAUACUCUGCAAACCCAGUUAGAGUUUGGCAAGAUCAAGCCGUUCCCACUGAUUUCUGCUUCCCGCUGGCUGGUCAAGAGAGGCGAACUUAUCCUCAUGGAAGAAUCUGGAUUAUUCCGGAAAGGCUUUGGGAAGGCUUACUGCUACCUCUUUCUGUUCAACGAUGUCCUAAUUAUUACCAAAAAGAAAAGUGAAGACAGCUAUGUAGUCACUGACUACGUAAAGAAAGAUCAGUUUGCUGUGGACAAGUUUGACAAUGGAGACCCCCAGAUAUCUCCUCCUGUAAAAACUGGAACCCUGGGCAAUCGAAGUCCAUCUGGACCUCAUUUGUUCUAUGUGACUAUGAAGAAGAACAGCGAAGGGAAACAGGAGCAGAUUGUACUGGGUGCUGACACCUUGAGUGACAGAGCGCGAUGGAUCACUGCGCUGGAACUAAAAGAAACUGCUAAAGAUGAUAAAACCAAGAGAGAAGGUCUGCGUCAGGUGGAGAUCACAAAGGCGUUCUUUGCUAAGCAAGCUGAUGAAAUAUCUCUCCAACAAGCCGAUGUGGUGUUGGUUCUACAAGAAGAAGAUGGGUGGUAUCAGGGAGAGCGGCUGCGCGAUGGGGAAAGAGGCUGGUUUCCACAGUCAAACGCUAAAGAAAUCACCAACCAGACAGCCGUGCAGCGCAACGUCCAACGUAUGGAGAGGCUGAGGAUCGAGACCGACGUGUAGAUAAUCUGCAAUGUUUUGAUCUACAAAAUCGAUUCGAAUGGCCUUUAUGCUCCGUCCAAAUUCUCUCACUAACCCUGAUAUUCUAUAGAUAUGUAUAUUUUUAUAUAUAUAAUGUAUAUUGUCAAUUAAACAAAACAUGAUUUAUUUUAGUUUUUUCUUAAAAUGUUGGUUUUGAAACAAGGUGGUGUUUUUAUUAUAAAACUAAUAUUUUCCUGGCUUCUCAUUCAGUCAGCUUGAUAAUGAAUGUUCUAAUCUCGUUAACACAUAUUGGGCUUAUUUACUUUUUAAUGGUGGAUGGGUUGCAUUUCUUCUUUGUAUAUAGUGUUGAUUUACAACAAAAGAAUACCAAAUAAAAUAAAAAUUCACACUUUUUUAGUUUCUGUAUAUCGUAUGGCAACUUCCGGUAGCAUGGAGUCCAUAUGAGACUAUUGAGCGGUACAAGUAAGGGUACAAAUGCAGCCAGUGGCAGGUUGCCACAAACGCUCCCAUCCAUGUAAAUAUAAAUAGAUGAAAAGUUAAGAAAAUCACAAUUUUUAAGGACUGAUAUCUAGGAUACACUCCGCGGGUGAAUCACUCCCGAUUAAAAAUUAUAUUAAUAUUAAAAGUUAAUAUUUUAUUAUUGAGCACUUGAGUUUCAAAGAAAGAGAAAAGUAAUGGAUUUUACCGAUUUUCUGUUUUUUGCGGUUGAUAAAAUAUGUGCAUUAGAACUUUUUCUGAUUUGUGUAUAUAAACUUUUUGUAUAUUAACUUUUCCUUGUUGUGAGUUUAUGGUAGAAUCGCUGCUUCUGGCGUGGGGCAAUACACUUAUUUCCAACACCACAGGGGUAUUAAAGUGAGGAAAAUAUUUGCGAUGAAACCCGUCACAAAGGUACUGCCUCCUCUAUUCCUUUCCCCGUUUUACAAGUCAUGUAAAAUAUUAGUUUUGCUACUUGUCCAUGUUUUUUUUUGUUACAAAUCAAUAAAAAUAAUUUUUAACUA
Spea bombifrons (plains spadefoot toad) is the source of this 3276-nucleotide messenger RNA. RefSeq names its product Rho guanine nucleotide exchange factor 16 (gene ARHGEF16). The transcript is spliced from 15 exons. The record is from RefSeq and is a predicted model, not a curated record. The coding region runs from base 194 to 2299 and encodes 701 amino acids. Gene Ontology annotation, biological process: activation of GTPase activity. Gene Ontology annotation, molecular function: protein binding; guanyl-nucleotide exchange factor activity. NCBI's taxonomy places the organism in Eukaryota, Metazoa, Chordata, Amphibia, Anura, Pelobatidae.